ACUGCUGAACGCAUCUCAACAGACGACAAUAACGAAACGCAGACGGCAGACGCCAGGAACACAUAUAUAAGCCUGAUUCCAUUUUUCUAAAUUAAGAUCUUCCGAUCAUUCCAACCAAACUUGAAUAAAUGGGGCUCUCCCGCCGUGGUUUGGUGGUAGGAAACUACUGCCACGACGUCCUCCUCCGAGACGACGUCGUAAUUGCAGAAUCCUUGGGGGGUGCAGCCUCCUUCAUCUCCAACAUUUUCUCUCUCCUCUCAAUCCCCUGCGAUUACAUCUCCAUAGUUGGCUCUGAUUUCAGCUACAAUCACUCUGUUUUCAGCUCUCCGAUUGUUUCUUCCACCUCAAAAACCACUGUUUUCCAUGCCCAUUUCCCCUCAGCUCACCCCACAAACGACGGGCUACCCGUUUCAGAUCGGACUCUCAAACGGGUCAUUGCAUGUGACCCGAUUCGACCCUCUGAGCUGCCCACUUCUAACUCGGGCAAAAGUUUUGAUUUCGGGAUGGCUGUGGGUGUGGGAGGGGAGAUUCUGCCUGAGACUUUGGAGAAAUUGGUUGAGAUUUGUGAUAUUGUGUUUGUUGAUGUUCAAGGGUUAAUUAGAGAAUUUGAUGAAAUUGAUGGUACUGUUAGAUUAAUUAAGCUUAAGGAGACCAACUAUUACCCUUUGCUAUCAAAGAUUGGGUUUCUAAAGGCUUCUGCUGAAGAAGCAGAGUUUCUGGAUAUUGAGGAAGUGAGGAAGCUUUGUUGUGUGGUGGUAACUUAUGGUGAGAUGGGUUGUAAGGUGUUCUGGAAAGACGGGGAGGUUGAUAUUUCGCCAUUUUCAACGGUUCAGGUUGAUCCUACUGGUGCUGGGGAUAGUUUGUUAGGUGGGUUUGUUGCUGGUCUUUCUCUUGGAUUAGCUGUUCCUGAUGCUGCAUUGUUGGGCAACUUUUUUGGGUCUUUGACUGUUUCCCAAUUAGGGUUGCCUAAGUUUGAUUCCAAGUUGUUGCAGAGAGUCAAAGAUGAGGUGCAAAACAGAUCAUUACAGUGUGCUCAUCACCGAGGUGGAGAUACAAAUGCGCUUUUGUUUUCAAAACCUCCCGGACACGAGCAAUUCUACGCGUCUCUUAAUGCCAUCAGACACACAUUUUCAUUGCCCAAACAAGAAUGUAGAAGGGAUGUACCAGAUAUGCAUAAUCUUACAACUACAGCUGUAAAUCACAGUAUAAAGCAUCAGUGUAGUGGGCAGAAGUUCUUGCAUGAUCCUGUAUAUGAUGAAGCAGUUGAACCCCUCGAAGGUACACAAUCAUAGACACGAAAAACAUACACGGAUACACCCUUACUCUCUUCUUUGUAGUUUGUUUGUCAUCUCUUUGUAUUUUGUAAUGCAAUGCAGCAAUCCUGUUUAGAAUAAGUUGAGGUACUAGAUCCUCCUACUCACUGAAAUAGGUCACAACUCACAUUAGUUAGGAAUUUUGUAAUUGAAGCGGAAUCCCGUUUCUUUUGUUGUAAUUUGUAAAUGCCUAAUCUCGAUUGAGGUGUUAAUUAAGAUGCUCUUCCACUACUCAGUUUUCUGA
Spinacia oleracea (spinach) is the source of this 1557-nucleotide messenger RNA. Its product is annotated as inositol 3-kinase. The transcript has 2 exons. The coding region runs from base 129 to 1292 and encodes 387 amino acids. Gene Ontology annotation, molecular function: kinase activity. Lineage: Eukaryota; Viridiplantae; Streptophyta; Magnoliopsida; Caryophyllales; Amaranthaceae. Gene Ontology annotation, biological process: myo-inositol hexakisphosphate biosynthetic process. The record is from RefSeq and is a predicted model, not a curated record.